UGAAGUUAGUCUUUCUGUGUUUCAGAACUGUGCCGGUUGUGUGUAAAGUGGAAAGAAAGUAAAUUUCAUUUAAAUUUGAGUGUUUUUGGAGUUCACGAUGUCGGAUGAAAUUGCAGAGAAUGGAACUGCGAACGGAGACGUUCCAGAAAUCGAACUAAUUAUAAAGGCAUCGACCAUCGAUGGGAGGCGGAAGGGAGCGUGUCUGUUCUGUCAGGAGUACUUCAUGGACCUUUAUUUAUUGGCAGAACUCAAAACCAUCAGUCUAAAAGUGACCACAGUGGACAUGCAAAAGCCACCGCCAGACUUCCGCACCAACUUCGAAGCGACGCAUCCGCCCAUACUCAUCGACAACGGUCUCGCCAUACUGGAGAAUGAAAAGAUUGAGCGACACAUCAUGAAGUCGGUGCCUGGCGGACACAAUCUGUUCGUACAGGAUAAAGAAGUAGCAUCGCUUAUUGAAAAUCUGUAUUCAAAGCUGAAGUUGGUGCUGGUGCGCAAGGACGAGCAGAAGUCGGCGGCGCUGCGGGCGCACCUCGGCCGCAUCGACGCGCUGCUGGAGCGCAGGGGCACCAGGUACUGCUCUAUUGUAUUCAAAGCUGAAGUUGGUGCUGGUGCGCAAGGACGAGCAGAAGUCGGCGGCGCUGCGGGCGCACCUCGGCCGCAUCGACGCGCUGCUGGAGCGCAGGGGCACCAGAUUCCUAACGGGCGACACGAUGUGCUGCUUCGACUGCGAGCUGAUGCCGCGCCUACAACACAUCCGCGUCGCCGGCAAAUACUUCGUCGAUUUCGAAAUACCGACGAGUUUCCGCGCGCUCUGGCGCUACAUGUUCCACAUGUACCAGCUGGACGCCUUCACACAGAGCUGCCCCGCCGACCAGGACAUCAUCAACCACUACAAGCUGCAACAACAGUCGUCAAAGGGCUUGCUCAUGUCGCCAACGCUGACGCGGCAACGCAAAGAGGACGAUAGCGCGCCGCCCGCGACGGCGUUAAAAAUGAAGAAACACGAAGAGCUCGAGACGCCGACGUUUACAACGUCCAUCCCUAUCGACUUCAAUGACCUGAACAAUUCCGACCAGUAACGCGACAAGCGAAAACCGAACCUCGGUACAAUAGGCUUUAAGUUGAAUUUUAAUUGUUAUUUGCCAAUAGUGUUAGAGCUACUGAGAACUACAAACUUUUGGUCUAUGAAUAUAACCCCAUAGACAUAACUUGUGAUGUCAAGUCUGUGGUCUAUGGGGGUAUAUUACUUGCCACGUUUCCAGUUGGAUCCGCCUAUUUGAUUCACAGUACCGAGGAUCCUUAUGUUUAUAUUUCACAUGUUUUUGUGAUAAUGACCUUUUCCUACAAAACUGCUCUGUUUUGACAGUGGGCUAUUAUUUUUUACGUCGUACCUACGUUGUAUUGCUUUUUUUUUUGUUUUCUGAAACCUGAUAAAUCUAUAGUCUUAAAAUCAAAAAAAUACAUUCUGACAAAAGACUUUGAGGGUACUUUGGCAAAUCUUUUACCGUAUAACCAUAUCUCAAUAUACUUUAAUUUAAUGUAUAUUAUUAUUUCACUUUAUAUAUGUAAUGGCUAUUAUGACAGAAUCCUAUUUUUAAAGCAUUUUUAUUUUUAUAAAUAAUAUAAUAAUCAUGAUGUCCAAUUUAACAGUACAAGGGAUCCUUGCAAAUGGAAUAAGUACAUGUAUGACGUAACUAAAAGAUGGUCCCAAUACUGCAGUUGCAAAAACACCUAUUUUUGUAAUUUUGUAUGAUUUUGGAUGUUGUAUUAAUUAAUCUAAAAGAUUGAUUGGUCUGGUGCAAUCGAAAUUAUGUUUUAACUAUAAGUAAAUGGUAUUGUUACACUUGUAGGUGGGUAUUAUGAAACUAACUUAGUGGUAAUGACUGACUGAUCGUACAUUUCUUGUAUUUUGUUACCGUUUCGGGUACAGAUGGAAAGUUUAAAAUGAAGACAUUAAAUGAAAUAUUAAUAAUUACUUGUAAAUCAUGCGCAAUUUAUUAGCGCGUCUUAUAUGUGGGAAGAAAAAAAAGGGAGGUUCGAUUAGGCAACACUAUGCAUAUGCUAUUAGAGCCGUGAUAGCCCAGUGGAUAUGACCUCUGCUUCCGAUUACGGAGGGUGUAGGUUUGAAUCUGAUCCGGAGCAUGCACUUCCAACUUUUAUGUGCAUUUUAAGAACUUAAAUAUCACGAUAAACGGUGAAGGAAAAACAUCGUGAGGAAACCUGCAUACCUGUGAAUUUUCUCAAUUCUCUGUGUGUGCGAGGUCUGCCAAUCCGUAUUGGGCCAGAGUGGUUGACCAUUGGCCUAACUCCUCUCAUUUUUAGAGGAGAUUCGAGCUCAGCAGUGAAUAUGGGUUGGUAACAAUGAUGCAUAUGCUAUGCAUACUUUUGUGACAGCAAACCAGGGCUGACAUGGCUGAUAUGUUGGUGGUUCCAUAUAAAAAAUAAUGUAUGUCGACAUCUGCAUAAAUUUUAGAUAACACAUCUCAUUUACUUAUAUUCAAUUUAAGUUUGGACAAACACACUGCACAAACUAAUGUGCCGCUUUUCAAUUUAUAGAUACAUACAUAAUUUUUGGCCGAUCUUCAUUCCUAUAUAUAUCAUCGAAAAUAAUGUUCGGUCAGUCGUUACAUGUUCGUGGCAUUUAGUAAGUCCUUUAGAUGAAAGUCUGAAUCUUUACACGUGUCUGUCAUCCUUUAUUGUUAGUUGUUGCGAGAAUUGAUGGUUGCCAUUAUUGGUAAGUUAUAUUACAAUAACCUAUAAAUAAUUUAUCGUUUUUUUUUUCAUUAAAGAAAGAAUGUUUUUUUUUUAGUUAUUACUAACAUUUGAAAUAUCACAUUUGAGACUUACACUGGUUGUAGUGUAUAUUAUUUAUACUUAAACGCAAUUGUAUUGUAACUAAAUAUAUAAAAUAUUGGACUUAGUGCUAUCCUUUUUACUAUAUCCUAAUUGGAAAAGGACAACAUUAAUUUUAAAUUCUUUCAAUUUAGUUUUGCAAUUGUUAUUAUUGUUUCUAAAAAAAAACUGUUACAUCUUAGAUUUAGUGUAGGUUUGUGUUCAAACACAACGAAUAAUGAAUAUUCGGACAUUUUUAUUAUAUUAUAUUCAUAAUACACAUAUUCUUUAUUAUAUUAUAUUCCUCCUGAUUAAUAAAUAUGUUGUUCAAAAUUUUGUAGACAAUUAAAAAAUUGGUUAAUUUAUAUGUUUAGAUAUGUCAUCAGACAUCAUCUGAUUUGUCAUCAGCAAAUAUUGCAUUAUUAAACAAUUAAUUAUAAAUACCAUUGAAUACCAUUCAUAUUAGCAUUUUGUUUGUAGCAACAACUACUUAUUAACUUGAUAUUUAUUAUUAUAUAUUAUGUACAACAUAUUGUGUACUCUUGCCUGCUUCCGAGUUACCUACGCGUACUAUGAGUACUUAUUAUUUUUUACAUUUUACAAAUUAAAACUUGAUAAUCAAGUUUAACAAUGUACUUGACCCUAGAAACAUGCUUUAAAAUAGACCACCUGAAAAUCCAGUUUUUCAUUGGUUUUGUUAUACUGAGGCCAUAUUCAUGGGAUUUGUAAGUGUGAUUUCUUUUAGUUUUUAAAUUAAAGGCUGCAAAUGUCUGACAAAAUUGUGUACAUCAAAUAUUUGAAAAUGGUAAAGGACAAGAAAAAUUUCAAUCCAUUUUGUUGUUUAGUUUAAUUUUCCUACAAUCUGCAUAAUAUGUUUUUCCAUAAAAUGUUAAAACUCAUUAUUCCAAUAAUUCUGUAUGUGUAUGUAGUCACAAGUAGAAACAUAAAAUGCAUGAAAUUUGGCAUAUCAUACAAUAUUUUAUAUUCAGUCAAGGGAUUUUACAGCAUCUCCAAGAAUAAUUAAAGUCUAUAUUUGCAUAGCGUAUUUCAGUUAGGAUGGACACAGCAAAUUUCUUUUUUUUUUUUAAAUAAUCUAUUACACUCUGAAAGUCUGGCCACAGUGUUACAAACAGUUUAUUUUGUGAAUCAUUUAUUUAUUAUUUAUAGUACACAAUAGACAAGGGCGAGAGACAUAAACGUGUCAAUUGGACAAUGUAUAAAAUAUUAAUAUUAGAUUUAAUGUUAAAUGUUAAGGAAUAAACCUGGAUAAAUAUUAUUAUUUUUU
This is a messenger RNA of Bicyclus anynana (squinting bush brown), 4120 nucleotides long. It is a transcript of the gene Clic, whose product is annotated as chloride intracellular channel exc-4. Gene Ontology annotation, molecular function: chloride channel activity. Lineage: Eukaryota; Metazoa; Arthropoda; Insecta; Lepidoptera; Nymphalidae. Gene Ontology annotation, cellular component: cytoplasm; apical plasma membrane. The record is from RefSeq and is a predicted model, not a curated record. Gene Ontology annotation, biological process: chloride transport. The coding region runs from base 98 to 970 and encodes 290 amino acids. The transcript is spliced from 8 exons.